CUUGAAAUGACGGAGCAAGCGCCGCUCUUCCGUCUUGUCGUGCCCGCGCCACCAAAGCCCUCGUCGUCGUCGUCGUGGCUUGGGAAGAUUUUUCUUGCCGGGAUCAGUGCCGCAGCGCUCCUCGGUGCCACGUACCAUGUCCAUGAGCAGGCAACGGUAGCGCCACCCGUCGCUGCCCACGUGACCGGGUCGCGAACGACGGCCACAACGCUAAACGGGUCGUCGUUUUGUGAUGCAACGUACCAAGAGGCCGGCUAUGUACAGCUGCCGCACAAGGUCGACGACCACUACUUUUACUGGUUCUUCGAGUCGCGCUCGAAUCCGGCGACGGACCCGCUCGUGCUCUGGCUCACCGGUGGCCCCGGGUCGUCGUCGAUGAUUGCGCUUCUCACCGAGAACGGCCCUUGCUCGAUCAGUGACAACUUGACAACGAUUCACAACCCGCACUCGUGGACGUCGCACGCUAACGUCAUCUGGCUCGACCAGCCAACGGGCGUCGGCUUCUCGUACACGACGAGCGACAAGGACGACGACCACAACCAAGUCGACGUUGGCCGCAACAUUUACGCGUUCCUGCAAGAGUUCCUGGCAAAGCACCCCAAGUACGCCAAGAGCCCGUUCUUCAUCACGGGCGAGAGCUACGGUGGACACUACGUCCCUGCGGCCGCGCACUAUAUCCUCAACGCGCAGCUCGAGCCGCGAGCGUCGCGCCGCUCCAAGAUCCAUAUCAACUUGCGAGGCAUCUCGGUCGGCAACGGCUUGACCGACCCUGCCACACAGAUUCCGCUCACACCGGCGUUGGCCGUCACCAACGCUUACAAUAUCUCACUUGUGCCCGCGGACCAGCUCACCCAGCUGCUUCAGGACGCUGUUCACGCCGGCGUUCUCGCGCAAGAGUGCCGCGACGGCCAGCGCCAGAGCUGCCUCGCUGCGCUGGGUCUCUGGGACGAUGCAGUCAUUGGCGUCAUGCAGCAGAUGAACCGGAACCCUUAUGACAUCCGCGAGUUCUGCGGCGAAUCGUGCUUCGACGAGACGGCCAACGCUGCGCGAUUUCUCAACUUGGCGACGACGCAGGCGACACUUGGUGUCCACAAGCCAUGGGUCAUGACCAACGAGACAACGUACUCGGACUUCAGCGCCGACUUUAUGCAAGACUACGUGAGUUACGUGCUGGAUCUUCUCGCGCAUGGGGUCCGCGUGCUCAUUUACGCAGGCGACGCCGACAUCAUGUGCAACUGGGUCGGCAACGAGGCGUGGACAAAAGACCUCGUUUGGCCCGGCCAAGCCGCGUUCAACAACGCGACGGUGCACCCGCUUCUUGUCGAUGGCGCCAGCUAUGGCGAAGUCCGUUCGAUCUCGAGCCUGAGCUUUGUACGCGUCUACGAGGCCGGCCACAUGGUGCCAACAAACCAGCCCAAGGCGUCGCUGGCACUGAUUGAACGCUUCUUCAAGGCCCAACCCCUUGAUCAGUAGUUGUA
This is a messenger RNA of Saprolegnia parasitica CBS 223.65, 1478 nucleotides long. RefSeq lists its product as hypothetical. NCBI's taxonomy places the organism in Eukaryota, Oomycota, Saprolegniomycetes, Saprolegniales, Saprolegniaceae. The record is from RefSeq and is a predicted model, not a curated record. The transcript is spliced from 2 exons. Gene Ontology annotation, molecular function: serine-type carboxypeptidase activity. Gene Ontology annotation, biological process: proteolysis. Bases 7 to 1473 code for a protein of 488 amino acids.